This is a messenger RNA of Saccostrea cuccullata (small rock oyster), 1186 nucleotides long. RefSeq lists its product as uncharacterized. The transcript has 10 exons. The record is from RefSeq and is a predicted model, not a curated record. NCBI's taxonomy places the organism in Eukaryota, Metazoa, Mollusca, Bivalvia, Ostreida, Ostreidae. The coding region runs from base 112 to 1164 and encodes 350 amino acids.
AUAUAUUAUAGCAAUAUAUCCCAGGGAUUGAGAGAAGAUAAGGGUAAGAAUGUGGUAAGUGUUUGAAUAAGAGGAACAGAUAAAAAAUCGAGACGUGCACUGAACAUUAUCAUGGACCUGAAAAGAGUUUUUGGUAUUCUGCUGUUCUUUUUGCCAGUACUCACAGCGGAAAACGAAAAGAAGAGUUUGAAUGGAACUGGUUGUUUAAUAACAAUUUUGAAAAUCGGAUUCAGUCAUGACACCUGUGAAAUCACGGAUCAACAUUCUAUGAAAUUGUUUCCGGAAUCUGUAGAGUUCCCCUGCAAAGAUCAAUGUACUUUUGAAGUGGACGUUGAUGAAUGUGAAAAUAAUCAAGAGAGGAAAAAAAGGGCCACAAAUGGGAAAAGUCGGAAGAUGCUUUUUAAUCAGAGUCAAUUUAAAGACGUGUUAAUUGACAUGGAAUGUGCCUCAAAAAAUCUAUACGAAAAUAUUUGUAAAUGUUCAGGGACUUCCACAAGCAGCUAUAAUGAUUACUCAACCAACAACAAUCGCGAAAAAGAAUCUACGACGCUUGAGCCUCAGAUUGGAACAUCUGAUAUGUACUCAGAACAUCAGUCUUAUGAUGACGUAUUUACAAGAGAAAUGUCACAUGUAUCAGGGGAAACACAUAAUUUAACCGCACUAGUGGUUGGAUUCGGCGUUGGAUCCUUUAUUCUCGGUGUGGUCCUCAGUCUCGUUGUUGUCUUCAUCGUUAGGAAAUGUAGAAUCCAAGGAAAUCAGAACAAUGAUUUAAAGUGCAACGUGAACAACCCAAUUUAUAACAAAAACGUUGAAGGUAGCGAAUCUAGUCGAAGAGGAAGUAUCCCUAAUACGGUUUCUACCAUGCCUAUUGCCGACACAAACACUGCCUAUUCCGAGGUAAAAAUACUUUCGGAUAAUAAAGGUGAUAUCUACAACCAUCUACAUGAGAAAGUUACUCCUGAUACAUCUGGUCUAAACAGCGAUUACGACCAUGCCAAGCCUUUAAAGGAACAGCUUAGUCCAGACAGAGAAUACAGCCAUCUCACUUCCAAAAUCGACUCGGAGGAUUUCAAAUCAAACGAAGAUAUUCAACAAUCAGCAAGAAUAGAAGAAAACGCAGAUGAAAACAAUGAUAAUUAUUUUACAUUGGAAAAAAUAAAUUAACAUUUUGUAAUGUUCGCCUAUA